This is a messenger RNA of Anastrepha obliqua, 1397 nucleotides long. RefSeq names its product aquaporin AQPAn.G-like. The coding region runs from base 374 to 1123 and encodes 249 amino acids. The record is from RefSeq and is a predicted model, not a curated record. Gene Ontology annotation, molecular function: water channel activity. Lineage: Eukaryota; Metazoa; Arthropoda; Insecta; Diptera; Tephritidae. The transcript has 3 exons. Gene Ontology annotation, cellular component: plasma membrane. Gene Ontology annotation, biological process: transmembrane transport.
CCUACCACAUGGCACCUAGUGUGUACAUAUGUAUAUAGGAAAAAAUUUAAUACCGAAGUAUAGCAACUCAUUUCGGAACCGAUUUCGACUGAGUGGUGCUCUAACUGUGGAGUCACAAACACAUUCACCGACGCCGGUGUGCUACCAUACCAGUGCGGUUUUCGCGCCAAACCUAUUUGAAAUUAUAAUUUCUUUGCAAAUUGUAGUGAAUGUGGUAUUUAAUGGGUUUCGAUUAAAUCAGAUGCAAAACGGCCGUCUACACGCGUUCAAGUGUAAGUUGUGGUUUGCUGAAAGCGAAAGUAAAAUAAAUUACAGACGAGUACAUUGGCGAAUUUAACGAACAGUGGGGAAAAUUUGCUUUGAGAAGGUGAAAAUGAAGGCCAGUACAUUGGACAAAAUCUGCGCCUUUCUCGGCGAACUCAUUGGCACUGGGCUGCUGGUCUUCCUCGGAUGUAUGGGCUGUAUAAAAAAUAACACAUAUGAAAAUACUCACUUCCAGGCGACGUUCAAUUUCGGUUUGGUUGUUUUGGUUAUUAUUCAAUGUUUCGGCUGCGUCUCUGGUGCACAUUUAAAUCCGGCUGUGACCCUAGCUGCCUACAUUUAUAAUAUGGUGUCGCUAACGAUGGCUGGUGUUUAUUUUGUGGGGCAGAUGUUGGGUGGCUACAUUGGUUAUGGCUUAUUGAAGGCACUCAUCCCAGAGAGUGCCGUAGCGUUCGGUGGUGCUCAUCGCCUUUGCGUCACCACUGUUAAUACGGAAAUUUCGUCAUGGCAAGGAUGUGUAAUUGAAUUUAUAAUCACUGGUGUGCUAAUUUUGACUUGCUGUGGCGUAUGGGAUCCACGAAACUCCAAAUUUCAUGACUCUGUUGCAAUUCGUUUUGGUUUAGCCAUCUCGUGUUUGGCUAUCACAGCGGGUCAAUUCACUGGUGCCAGUAUGAAUCCAGCUAGGUCCUUUGCACCAGCAUUGUGGAACACGGACUUCACAGAUCAUUGGAUAUACUGGGUUGGUCCACUGGGAGGUUCUGCGGUGUGUGCCAUUGUCUAUAAGACGAUUUUCAGACGCGAAGUUUCUGAAGAUAAAGUGAACAACAAAUUGCGUGCAAUGGAAGAAGUGCCACUCUCGUAAGCCAAACAUAUCUGUCGAAAUACCAAAGAGCGAGUAAAACAAGCAAAUCGACAUUCUUACGGAUGUUGCAGAAUAAAUCGAACUUCUGGAGUAAUUAAUAUUUUAUUUUUAAUAAAGUUGUAUACUUAAGAAGAGCAUUUAUAAAGUCUACAAAGCAGACAAAUUUACUUUUUAAAUACCUAUAAAACCAAACCACAUGUGCUAAAGAUUUUGCCGCUUCUUGUAAACAAAAUAAAUUUAGUUCAAAAAUUUAGAUGAACUGUAACUAUCCCAA